Messenger RNA from Brassica napus (rape), 7975 nucleotides. Its product is annotated as probable aspartic protease At2g35615. Gene Ontology annotation, biological process: proteolysis. Gene Ontology annotation, cellular component: extracellular region. Gene Ontology annotation, molecular function: aspartic-type endopeptidase activity. The record is from RefSeq and is a predicted model, not a curated record. Bases 1036 to 2379 code for a protein of 447 amino acids. The transcript has a single exon. NCBI's taxonomy places the organism in Eukaryota, Viridiplantae, Streptophyta, Magnoliopsida, Brassicales, Brassicaceae.
AAGUUAAAGUGAUCAAUAUAGGUUAUUCAAAAUGGUUAAAUGACAAUUCUAUCUUUAUUAAAAAUUUAUUUAUUUAUUUAUUUAUUAAAAAUAAAAAUAAUUAUUUAGAAGCGAAAAUAAUAAAAUCAAAAUAAUGUUUUUUUACGAUUUUUCAAAAACUUAUUCAUUUUUCUAACUUCUUUUCAAAGGACAUUUUGAUAGUUUCUUCCAAUAUUUUCUUUUUUGCAAUUUUUUUGAAUUCACUUUUAACAGUUUUUCUUAAAAAAAAUUGUGACCGCCUUCCCGAAUGCAUGUGUAUGAUAUCUUCUUGAAUUUGUAAAAAAAAUAAAAUCAUGUCCAUGAAUGUCUUUAUAAAUGUGUAAAUAGACUUGUUAAAUGUAGUUUGUAUGUAUAUUUAGAAAAUUCUUCCUAAAUGUGUAUGUCAUCUUCUUGAGUUUUAUUUAUAUGCUUAUUUAGAAAAAUAUUACUCAAUAUGUAAUAUCUCUCAAAAAUUUACGAAAAUACUUUUAAAUAUUUUUAUAAUACCAUUAUAAAAUUUGGAUAUUAAAUUCAUGAGGUAUUUUAAAAACUUUAAGAAGAUGUUAUACAUAUUUAAGAAUAUCUUAUUAAAAGUACAUAUAAUUCAAAUUUAGUAAGAUAUUCUAUAAAUAAAUAUUCAUGAAGAUUUUCCUAAAUACAGAUUUAAGAGUAUCUUUAAAUUGACUUUUAUAAAAAAAUUCCUAAAUUGUAUGAAUAUAUUAUACAUAUUUAUUAAUAUCUUUAUAAGUUUUAGAAAGAUAUUAUACUUAUUUAAUAAGAUCUUCUUAAACUCAAAUUCAGAAGGAUAUCAUGCACAUUGAAGAAUGUAUCAUACAUAAGAUAUGGUCUUCCUAAACUUUUUCAAAAAUUGAUUCUUAAAAAAUUCAAAAAAAAAUAAUUAGAAGUCACAUCAGAAAUAUUAGCUGUUUGACCAAGAAAAAAACUUGGCAAAACCUUUAUAAACCCCAUGCAAACUUUCACUAACUAGGCCACAAAUCUUCUUAAAGAUCAUCGAAAAUGGGAACCCAAACUUUCAUCAACUGUUCUCUCUUAGCUAUCAUCAUCACCUUCCUCGUUUCCUCUUAUUCAGCUCACUCGCAAGACCUCACCUUCAAGCUGAUCCACCGUGACUCUCCCCAUUCUCCACUCUAUAACCCUCUCCACACCGUCUCCGAUCGUCUCAAAGCCGCUUUCCUCCGUUCAAUCUCCCGUUCCCGCCGUUUCUCAACCAAAACCGAUGAUCUCCAAUCCGGUUUAAUCGCAAACGGUGGCGAAUACUUCAUGAGCAUCUCGAUCGGUACGCCACCUUCGAAAGUCGUGGCCAUCGCCGACACUGGAAGUGACCUAAAUUGGAUCCAGUGCAAACCAUGUGAAAAUUGUUACAAACAAAAAGGUCCAAUCUUCGACAAGACGCACUCUUCGACCUACAAAACAGAAGCUUGCGAUUCCAAACCCUGCAACGUAUUGGCCAAAAAAGAAAAAGGAUGCGACCAGUCACGGAACAUCUGCAAAUACCUUUACGCUUAUGGAGACCAGUCGUUUACUAAAGGAGACAUUGCAACCGAAACAAUCUCUAUCGAUUCUUCCUCUGGCUCCCCAGUUUCUUUCCCCGGUACAGUCUUCGGUUGCGGCUACAAUAACAGCGGUACGUUCGAUGGAACCGGGUCCGGAAUCAUCGGUCUCGGACGUGGACCAUUAUCUUUGAUCUCUCAGCUAGGUUCUUCCAUAGGGAAGAAGUUUUCGUAUUACUUGUCAAACACGUCAUACUCAACAAACGGCACAGGUGUCAUUAACCUAGGAACCAACUCGAUGCCUUCCAACCCAAGCAACGGCUCUGCUGUGCUCACUACACCUUUAAUCUAUAAAACCCAAAAUACUUACUACUACUUGAAUCUGGAAGCAAUCACCGUCGGAAAGACCAAGAUUCCGUACACCGGAGGAGGAGGAGGAGGAUCCAGUUUAAACGAGAAGACCACCGGGAACAUCAUAAUCGAUUCCGGAACUACAUUUACGUUUCUAGAAUCUGGAUUUUACGAGAAGUUUGGUGCGGCGGUGGAAGCAUCGGUGACCGGAGCUAAGCGUGCGAGUGAUCCACAGGGGCUGUUGACACACUGUUUCAAAGCCAGACACAAAAAGAUUGGUUUGCCGGAGAUAACAAUGCAUUUCACGGGAGCUGACGUGAAGCUGAGUCCGACAAACGCCUUCUUGAAAAAAGAUGAAGAGAUUGUGUGCUUGAGCAUGAUUCCGACAACUGACGUUGCUAUCUACGGUAAUUUGGUUCAGGCGGAUUUUCGUGUCGGGUAUGACCUGGAGGCUAAGACGUUGUCGUUUCAAAGAAUUGAUUGCUCUGGGAGCUUGUAAUAUGAAUUUAGCGAAUCGCUAGAAUAAAUAAAUAAAUAAAUAAAUAAUAUAGCUAUUUUGUUAUUUUCUUCUUAUAUUUUUGAAACCGAAAUACAAAUAGCCACCAACAGCUAAAAUAGUCCAAAGACGACGAAAUUAAAUACUACUCUCUCCGUUUUCUUUUAUUUGACGUUUUACAAAAAAAAAUAGUGUAUCAAAUUAUUUGACGUUUGCGAAAUUCAAUACAAAAGAUGGCAAGUUCUGAUUUUUUCUAUCUUUAUAAUUAAAAAACGAGUUCAGUCAAAAAGGUUAAUCUAACAUUAAUGAUAUGGAUUAAAAUAGAUAUUAUGUUAAUCUUUCUUAAUUGAUGUACCAAGUUGUAAAACGUCAUAUAAAAGUGAACGGAGGGAGUAGUAUUUAUAAGUUGAAGACUUAUCAUUUGAAAUACUUAUAGAAAUUUAUCUUUCUAAAGUUAUAUGAUAACCUCAAGGUGAAAAUAAAAUUUAGUAAUAAAUAAAAUAAAAUUGAAAUAUGUUUUGUUUUUCUUGCAGUCAUCUGCCAAUAAGAAGAAGAGCAUAAUAAGCUUUCAUAAAUUAAAAUAUAUAUUUUUUUUUUUAAAUAAGACAUUAAGGGAAAAUAAAAGAUUAUCUGAUUAAAAUUAGAAAAAUACUUCUUAUUUUAAAUAUAUGAUGUUUUGUUUGAAUGUUUAGAGAUUUUAAAAUAUUAUUAAAUUUAAACAUAACCAAUUAUAAAAUAUUUUCAAAAUACAAUUAAUUACAUAAAUGUUUUUGACAAAAUCAAAUUUAACUAUCAAAUAUUCUCUGAAACAUGGAAUAUUUUAAAAUGGAGAAAGUAUAAUUUAAUGAAUAUUAAUAAAUUCAAUAUAAGAGCAGUCAUAAAGGUGUUGAACCAAAUGGCCAAGCUUCAAUUUUUUCCACAACUAAAAUUCAUUCCAUUGUCGUUAUCUCUUCUUAUACGACGGUUUCUUAUACGACGGUUUCAGGUAAAGUAAAGAGUUAAGGAUCCAUAGCUUCAGAUUUCUGUUUGUUUAGGUUUGUGAGCCAAUUCCUUGUGCGCCUUUGGAGGAUACACUAGGCAUUUAGUGAAUCACUACGUCAGGCUGAGAGACAAGAAGUUGAAGCGCAGGUAAAGUCAUUUUUGAACUUCUCUUAGCAUUUGUGGAAAAAACAAAAGUUUAUCUUUGAACAUGUAGCUGAUGUAUUGAGGAGGAGAUCAAAGUUGAAGGAGUCUGAUGUCUCUAAAGAAACCUACACGAAGUUUCAGAAUUCGGAAUCGAGAUUAGCUGAACUCAAAUCAAAGUAUGAAAACCGUUGGCAAAGAAGCUACUAAGGGCCAUGUUAGAAUUCGAUAAUCAGCAGCAUAACGUAACUUAUCAGCGUCUCUGUACUCUGGUAACCUCAAUUUGAUUCAAAUCUUAGCGCUCAUUGGUUAGCUACUGGUCACUGGAUUGGAUAUGAAAUUAUAUUUUAAUGCAGGUUGAAGGUGAGAGAUCGUAUCAUCAUAAUGCUCUUGAUAUCCUCGAUAAGCUACAUUCCAAGGUCAGUAAGUCUCUGAUAGAGUAAAGCUAUCUGUAACAGUAAACUUCUUUGUAUUUGAAUUGAGAAAUGAAUAAUAAGAAUGUUUAGCUUUGAGUAUGAAAAGCUCUCAUGGCAAACCUAGUUAGAAUCAUCGAUCUCAUGGCGAUUGUGUGCUCUAGACUCAUGACGUCUAAGAACUUACAACAACAAAGCAUAAUCUGAAAAUAUCUAUCACAACGUUACUUCAAUACUUUAAUCUUCUUUACUUCUCUUCAAACCUUCCUUCUUAAUCCAAGUCUUUCUCUUCCUCCAAGUUAAGCUUCUCAACGCUUCCCUCCUUCUCUUUAUCAUAACCUCCAACGGCUUUCUCUGCUUCCUUCUUUGACGAUAAUAAGCCUGAUGAUACCUAUUAAUACCUCUCCCUUUAAACCAAGCUUGCCCUCAAGUUGGUAAGAAGAAAAACACUCCACAAACUCUUUAGACAACAUCCAAGUAUCUUCCGAUGAAGCUCUAUCCUUCCACUUCACUAUCCAACUCCAACUCCAAGUCCAACUCCACCCACCAAACGGAACAAUUCUUUCCAAAAAGAACUUAAGAACAAGUGAUCCCUAUCAGACACAAUACUCCUCGGAAAGCCGUAAAAAAGAAAAAUCUCUUGCACGAACUUUUGAGCUACAUCAGCAGGUGAAAAGGGAUGCUUCAAGCAUAAGAAGUGGCAAAAUUUACUCAAUCAAUCUACCACCACCAAGAUCACAUUCACUCCACCGGAAACAGGCAACCCUUCAAUAAAAUGCAUACUCACAUCCUCCCACACUCGAUCAGGUAUAAGCAAAGGUUGUAACAGACCUGCCGGAAACAACGUCGAAUGUUUGUGUGUUUGACAAACAAGACAAGCUGCAACAUAAUCUUGAACUUUUCUCGUUAAACACUCCCACACAAAUGACUUCUGGACGCAUUGAAUAGUCUUUAAAACCCCUUAGUGUCCCCCAAGCUUACUGUCAUGACACUCAUAUAGUAUUAAAGGAAUAAAUUGAGAAUUUUUAGGAAUUACCAAACGCUUCUUCGACCAUAACUUGUCAUCAAUAAUUUGAUACUUCUCAGAACUCAACUCACCCUUACACAACUGCUCCAUCCUCUUCUGAAUUCCCUCAUCAUCCAUAAUUUCCUUGAACAAGUCCUGCCACUGUAAAGCCGUUGUUGUGGUUAAGGACAUCAAUAAAGAGGCAACAAACAUAGUCCGAGAAAUGCCAUCUGCAGCUUUAUUUUCGCAGCCUGGUUUAUACAGAAUAUCAAAGUCAAAGCCUAAGAGUCUUGUGAGCCAGCGUUGAUAUUCCAUAUUAACCUCCUUUUGUUCAAGCAAAUAUUUAACACUCUUCUGAUCGGUACGGACAAUUAAAUGUUUGUCCAACAGGUAAGGUUUCCAUUUCCCUAUAGACAUCACCACUGCCAUUAACUCACGCUCAUAAGUCGGCUUCAGCUGCUCUCUAGAAGUCAGAGCGUGGCUAAAGUAUGCAAUAGGUCUUCCCUCUUGCAUCAACACUGCUCCCAAACCCACACCUGACGCAUCCGACUCCACUACAAACAUCUUCAAAAAAUCAGGGAAGAGUCAAGACUGGAGCAGACAACAUUGCUGCCUUCAUUCGUUCAAAUGACAAUUGAGCUUCUCGACUCCAAACAAACUGAUCAGUCUUCAAAUGACAAUUGAGCUUCUCGACUCAAUGUCUUAGCCAACAACCCAUAAUCCUUCACAAACUUCCUAUAAUAGCCAGUCAAGCCGAGACACCCGCGAAGCUGCUUAACUGUCUUAGGUGUUGGCCAUUUGACCAUUGCAUCCGUCUUUGCAACAUCUGUAGCUACACCCUUCUGAUAUCACUCAAAUUCUCUAAGGAGUGAUUUUACUCUCUCAAAUAAGAGGUUCAAUUUUACAGCCUUGCAAUGAACGGGGUGUCAGGGGGAGCGAUGAACUUGUAUUAUGAGAUGUAGAGAGUUGGUGUCAGGUUGGAUGAUAUAACCUUAGUAGCGGUUUUAACAGCUUAUAAUCUCGGUGGAUUUGUAGAAGAAUGACGUAGAUAUUUUUACUCGAUGACCAAAGUACAUAAGAUACAGCCUAAAGCUGAGCACUACAACUGUCUGAUUGACCUACUGUCCAGAGAUGGCUUGUUAGAGGAAGUGAUAGAUGAGAUGAGAAAUGAAAGCGAUGAAAUUCUAGCUCCUGUGUACUGUUCUCUGUUAAACACCGCUCAGAACUAUGGGAAUAUAGAGUUAGCUGAACGGGUAGCGGAGAAGCUCGAGAAAGUGGAAGUUAGUGAUUCAAGUGCACAUACUCUGCUUGCGAGUGUGUAUGCAUCGGGAGAAGCGUUGAGAUGCUCUUAAUGAGGCGAACUUCAUUCUGUCAUACUCUUAAUUAUUCUGUUAUACUCUUAUCUAAUCUGAUACUCUCCAUAUUGAUGGUUAAUGUUGAAAGUGAUUUUUCUCUACCUGACCGAUUGAAUGCGGAUUGAAUGACGUCAAAUAACCAAUCAAAAAUCGGGGAAAUCAUUAUUCCACUUCCAAAUCGGGAGUAGUCGAAUCUGUUAUUUUUUCUCUCUCAUCUCACCCGCGGGUUUCUUCGGCGUUCUCUUCUUCCUCGUUAUCAUCGCAUUGAGCUAACUCGGCUUCGUCGCUUGGAUGCUGAAUCAUUGAGCUAUUGAUUCCAUUUUACAGGGUAUAUAUCUUAAAGCCAAUGUUUAGAAUCCUUCAUCCACCAAAAACGAUCGAUUUAUAGAGAUUUCGAUUUACAAGAUUCAUAGUUGUAAUUGGACUGGACUAAUCGAGGUUCGGAAAGUGUGAAUAGUAUGUCUAUUAGGGAAUUGGAUAAUCAACAAAUGUAUAAGAAAAGAUAGAACAUCAGGAAUUAAAGAAUGCAGAUAACUCUGAGAUAACAAUUGAAACGAAUUGGAGAGGAGAAAACAGCUAGAACUGGGAAACGUUGGGCAAAUUUGGUUACCGACAAAAUUGUGUAAGAAAGUAUAACUUAGUAUAACUUAAAUGCUAUAACUGUAUAACCAGGUAUAACUUAAUGGAUUUGUUUAAUUUUUUUUUGUAUUGCAGAUGUGUUUUUCGUUUACAAACAUACACUUCGAUUAUGAUGGACAUUAUUCUAACUGUGGAGAUGAUUAUGAAUGGAUUCCAACCAAAUGCUCGUUUGUAUGCUAUAUCCUUUUGGACAUCAUCAUUAGAGGAUAUAACUUAUUCGUUGUUGAGGAAGAGGAUAUGCAGAGAUGGGAUUAGACUCGUUUACGAAGAGGCUGAAUUUGGGCUACGUUCCAUUGGUAGUGGAACCUAAGAGGCAAUUAUAUAUUUUGGAUGAUGAAGAUUGUUAUCUUGCAUAUUUACAUUGUUUUAUCCAUUUAUUCAUGUGCAUUUUCAUCAUAUAGUUUAGGAUUUAGCCAUGUCUAGGUUGCAUUUUGCAUACAUAUGUCUCUAUCAGGUAGUUGAGCACCACAUGGAGUUUCUGGAGACAUUUGAGUGCAUUUGGAGCUCAAAAGGAGGUGAUUAGAGUGAGCUUUGGACGAGCACUGCUGGAGCGACCUCUCGGAGCGACGGCAUGAGGUCGCUGUGCACCACAUCCCGGAGCGACUCAUCCAGAGCGACACAGCAAGGUCGCUCGCGUUUUCAUCACUGGGAGACGCGAGAACAAGCUCGGAGCGACCUUCCAGAGCGACGUGCUGAAGUCGCUCCCGAAGCUUGGAGCGACGUCCCAGAGCGACAGGAAGAAGUCGCUCGCGAAUUCACCACCCGGAGACGCGAGAACAAGCCCGGAGCGACCUCUCGCAGCGACACAGCGAGGUCGCUCCCGAAGCUUGGAGCGACUUGUCGGAGCGACAGUCUGAGGUCGCUCCGUGUUUUGUUUCUGCUCGAACUUGUGUUUUCUCAAGGGCAUUUUGGUCAUUUCAUUAUGCACGUUUUUAUUUUCUAAACCUAUGUUUUAUUACUCUGUAAGCCACCAGGGGGAGGAUCAUCUUUUGUUCUUAGAAAAACCACCAAAAACCUUUGGAAAGUGAUCUCUUUGAAUCAAUUGAUCAGUUUUAUUAUUGAAA